Molecule: messenger RNA, 1857 nt
Organism: Gorilla gorilla gorilla (western lowland gorilla)
Lineage: Eukaryota; Metazoa; Chordata; Mammalia; Primates; Hominidae
Gene: CFHR5
Product: complement factor H related 5
Exons: 10
Coding region: 110-1819 (569 amino acids)
Biological process (GO): complement activation
Molecular function (GO): complement component C3b binding
Source: RefSeq, a predicted model, not a curated record
AGUACACUGAAAUUCAAAGUCAUGCUUGUAACUGUUAAUGAAAGCAGAUUUAAAGCAACACCACCAUCACUGGAGUAUUUUUAGUUAUAUAUGAUUGAGACUACCAAGCAUGUUGCUCUUAUUCAGUGUAAUCCUAAUCUCAUGGGUAUCCACUGUUGGGGGAGAAGGAACACUUUGUGAUUUUCCAAAAAUACACCAUGGAUUUCUGUAUGAUGAAGAAGAUUAUAACCCUUUUUCCCAAGUUCCUACAGGGGAAGUUUUCUAUUACUCCUGUGAAUAUAAUUUUGUGUCUCCUUCAAAAUCCUUUUGGACUCGCAUAACAUGCACAGAAGAAGGAUGGUCACCAACACCAAAGUGUCUCAGAAUGUGUUCCUUUCCUUUUGUGAAAAAUGGUCAUUCUGAAUCUUCAGGACUAAUACAUCUGGAAGGUGAUACUGUACAAAUUAUUUGCAACACAGGAUACAGCCUUCAAAACAAUGAGAAAAACAUUUCGUGUGUAGAACGGGGCUGGUCCACUCCUCCCAUAUGCAGCUUCACUAAAGAAGAAUGUCAUGUUCCAAUUUUAGAAGCCAAUGUAGAUGCUCAGCCAAAAAAAGAAAGCUACAAAGUUGGAGUUGUGUUGAAAUUCUCCUGCAGAAAAAAUCUUAUAAGAGUUGGAUCAGAUUCAGUUCAAUGUUACCAAUUUGGGUGGUCACCUAACUUUCCAACAUGCAAAGGACAAGUACGAUCAUGUGGUCCACCUCCUCAACUCUCCAAUGGUGAAGUUAAGGAGAUAAGAAAAGAGGAAUAUGGACACAAUGAAGUAGUGGAAUAUGAUUGCAAUCCUAAUUUUAUAAUAAACGGGCCUAAGAAAAUACAAUGUGUGGAUGGAGAAUGGACAACUUUACCCACUUGUGUUGAACAAGUGAAAACAUGUGGAUACAUACCUGAACUCGAGUAUGGUUAUGUUCAGCUGUCUGUCCCUCCCUAUCAACAUGGAGUUUCAGUCGAGGUGAAUUGCAGAAAUGAAUAUGCAGUGAUUGGAAAUAACAUGAUUACCUGUGUUAAUGGAAUAUGGACAGAGCUUCCUAUGUGUGUUGCAACACACCAACUUAAGAGGUGCAAAAUAGCAGGAGUUAAUAUAAAAACAUUACUCAAGCUAUCUGGGAAAGAAUUUAAUCAUAAUUCUAGAAUACGUUACAGAUGUUCAGACAUCUUCAGAUACAGGCACUCAGUCUGUAUAAACGGGAAAUGGAAUCCUGAACUAGACUGCACAGAAAAAAGGGAACAAUUCUGCCCACCGCCACCUCAGAUACCUAAUGCUCAGAAUAUGACAACCACAGUGAAUUAUCAGGAUGGAGAAAAAGUAGCUGUUCUCUGUAAAGAAAACUAUCUACUUCCAGAAGCAAAAGAAAUUGUAUGUAAAGAUGGACGAUGGCAAUCAUUACCACGCUGUGUUGAGUCUACUGCAUAUUGUGGGCCCCCUCCAUCUAUUAACAAUGGAGAUACCACCUCAUUCCCAUUAUCAGUAUAUCCUCCAGGGUCAACAGUGACGUACCGUUGCCAGUCCUUCUAUAAACUCCAGGGCUCUGUAACUGUAACAUGCAGAAAUAAACAGUGGUCAGAACCACCAAGAUGCCUAGAUCCAUGUGUGGUAUCUGAAGAAAACAUGAACAAAAAUAACAUACAGUUAAAAUGGAGAAACGAUGGAAAACUCUAUGCAAAAACAGGGGAUGCUGUUGAAUUUCAGUGUAAAUUCCCACAUAAAGCGAUGAUAUCAUCACCACCAUUUCGAGCAAUCUGUCAGGAAGGGAAAUUUGAAUAUCCUAUAUGUGAAUGAAGCAAGCAUAAUUUUCCCGAAUAUAUUCUUCAAACAUC